Molecule: messenger RNA, 1877 nt
Organism: Papaver somniferum (opium poppy)
Lineage: Eukaryota; Viridiplantae; Streptophyta; Magnoliopsida; Ranunculales; Papaveraceae
Product: uridine 5'-monophosphate synthase-like
Exons: 6
Coding region: 89-1510 (473 amino acids)
Biological process (GO): 'de novo' UMP biosynthetic process; 'de novo' pyrimidine nucleobase biosynthetic process
Molecular function (GO): orotate phosphoribosyltransferase activity; orotidine-5'-phosphate decarboxylase activity
Source: RefSeq, a predicted model, not a curated record
AAAACCCUUUCAUUCACCCCACUCACAGUCACUCAUCUUCUCCGUUCUCAAUUGUUUUCCGAUAAAAAAAAAGGAAGGAUCUCCAUUAAUGGAGUCUCUUGUUCUAAAGCUCCAUGAGAUAGAAGCAGUGAAAUUCGGAAACUUCAAACUCAAAUCAGGAAUCUAUUCACCAAUCUACAUAGAUUUACGUCUAAUCGUUUCCUAUCCAUCUCUACUAUCUGAAAUCUCAAACCUUUUGAUCUCAUCACUUUCAUCAACAACUAGCUAUGAACUUGUUUGUGGUGUACCUUACACUGCUUUACCAAUCGCUACUUGUGUCUCGCUCUCUGAGAAUAUUCCAAUGGUUAUGCGUAGGAAAGAAAUCAAAGAUUAUGGUACUUCAAAAGCUAUUGAAGGUUCAUUCAAACAAAAUCAAUCUUGUUUGAUUAUUGAAGAUUUAGUAACCAGUGGUACUUCUGUAUUGGAAACUGCUGCUCCACUUAGGGCUGUUGGUUUAAAAGUAACUGAUGCUGUUGUUUUGAUUAAUCGUGAACAAGGUGGAAAAGAGAAUCUUGAAAAGAAUGGGAUUCGUUUGCAUUCAAUGAUUAAUUUAACUGACAUGGUUGAGAUUUUGAAGAAGCAUGGAAAAGUAUCCGAGGAAACUCAAAAUGAGGUUAAGAAGUUUUUGGCUGAGAAUAGCAUGGUUUCUGUUCCUGCAAUUAAAGAUGUUUCUGAAAAAGUUAGGGUUAGGGUUUCUUAUCUAGAGAGAGCUAAGAUGGCCAAGAAUCCAACUGGGAAGAAACUUUUUGAAAUUAUGGCUUCUAAAGAAAGUAAUUUGUGUUUGGCUGCUGAUGUUUCUACUGCUGCUGAGUUGCUCUCCAUCGCUGAAAAGGUUGGUCCAGAGAUCUGUUUGCUGAAAACCCAUGUGGAUAUAUUGCCUGAUUUUACACCAGACUUCGGUUCUCAGCUUCGCGCGAUUGCAGACAAAUACAAUUUCAUGAUAUUUGAAGAUCGUAAGUUUGCCGACAUUGGAAACACAGUAACCAUGCAAUAUGAAGGAGGUGUUUAUCGCAUACUGGACUGGGCCGAUAUAAUCAACGCACACAUAAUCUCAGGACCUGGUAUUGUGGAUGGCCUUAAAUUGAAGGGUUUACCCCGUGGUAGGGGACUGCUGCUGCUUGCAGAAAUGAGCUCUGCUGGUAACCUUGCUACUGGGGAAUACACAGCUGCAGCUGCAAAAAUUGCUGAAGAUCACCCAGAUUUUGUUAUUGGUUUUAUCUCAGUUAAUCCAGCUUCGUGGAAAGCGGGGCCAGGAAAUCCAGCAUUGAUUCAUGCCACUCCUGGAGUCCAAAUGGUCAGUGGAAGCGAUUCCCUGGGUCAGCGAUACAACACUCCUCAUUCGGUCAUCUAUGACAGGGGCAGUGAUAUGAUCAUUGUUGGUCGCGGGAUUAUAAAGGCAGCAAAUCCUGCUGAGGUUGCUCGAGAAUAUCGUCUUCAAGGAUGGAAUGCUUACAAGGCAAGAUGCGAAUAAAGCUGCAUCAUAUUCCCUCGGCCAACUAGAAUUUUUUUUUCUUUGCAUCAGAGUUGGUUUCACCAUUCCUAAAUCUAGGAUCUAAAUGGGUGCCACAUAUUCCUAGAUCUUCAUGACUAUCCUCCUCUACUUUUUCAUAUCAAGUACCAUUCUUGGCAAAAUGAUUUACCUAUCCAGUCCAUAGUGUUGUUAUUUCAAGUUCCAAAAGCUAGUUCUUUUUUUUUUUUCUUUUAUUACUGUUACGGAGAAAGCUGACUUGGGGUCUUCUGGGGGAACUGCUCAGUAUUUUUUCCCCUCGUCUCUUCUCUCCGAACUCAUGGAAACACAAAUUCUUAAGUUAUACACUAUUUUCAAUUUUCAUAGUUCA